CCGGGUGGGCUCGACCGUGCCAGACGGUGGUUUAAUUUACAAAGAAAUUUCAGCACAACAGUGGUACCGUAAAUACGAGAUUUUCUCUUCCCGUCUCAGAACUGGAAGCAAAUUGUACGCGGCUCGGGUCGCAGCAGUCAGUGUAAAUCCCGUUAGGUCAGCAGUGCGUGUGUGCGUGUACGUGUGUGUGUGCGUUCGUGGUGCCGUGCGUGCGUUUGUUGUGCUGCCCUGGACCCCCUUCCGCCCUUCCUCGGUUUCGCCCUUUACAAGACGCACACACACACACACACACUUGGUCCGUGUGGUCCGCGGACCAACAAUUAUCGUCAUCGUCACCAUCGUCAGUGAAACGGGAAAGGUGGCAAGAAAAGGUGUACACCCCGACGGUCGUCCCGAAAGUGGCCUCUUACUCUCAACGCGACGGUGUGGCAACGGCGACGAAAGGGGCACGUUGAAGCUUUUAAAUUGAACCAACGCUCACGGGCACGCAGUACCACCGCACGGGGUGGUGGUGGUGGUGGCGGCGGCGGCGGUCUACUUCCGAGGGAAAGCCCAGCUCGAAGCAGGAAAAACGGAGGGCAUCAGCAGCACGCAGCUGGCGGCGGCGGCGGCGGCAGCGGGCAUCAUGACGGCGACUGAUAAUACGGUUCGCUUCAGCGAUCACACGCUCGAUAAGGCGACCAAAGCGAAGGUCACGCUGGAGAACUACUACAGCAAUCUGAUCACACAGCACGGCGAGCGGAAACAGCGCCAGGCGAAGCUGGAAGCGUCGCUGAAGGACGAGACGCUGUCCGAGUCGCAGCGGCAGGAGAAGCGCAUGCAGCACGCCCAGAAGGAGACGGAAUUCCUGCGCCUCAAGCGCUCCCGGCUCGGGGUGGAGGACUUCGAGGCGCUCAAGGUGAUCGGGCGCGGUGCAUUCGGCGAGGUGCGGCUGGUGCAGAAGAAGGACACCGGGCACGUGUACGCGAUGAAGGUGCUGCGCAAGGCGGACAUGCUGGAAAAGGAGCAGGUGGCGCACGUGCGGGCCGAGCGGGACGUGCUGGUCGAGGCCGACCACCAGUGGGUGGUGAAGAUGUACUACAGCUUUCAGGAUUCGGUAAAUUUGUAUCUUAUCAUGGAGUUCCUGCCCGGCGGCGACAUGAUGACGCUGCUCAUGAAGAAGGACACACUGUCGGAGGAGUGCACACAGUUCUACAUCGUCGAGACGGCGCUCGCGAUCGAUUCGAUCCACCGGCUCGGCUUCAUCCACCGCGACAUCAAGCCGGACAAUCUGCUGCUGGAUGCGCGCGGCCACCUGAAGCUGUCCGACUUUGGGCUGUGCACGGGGCUGAAGAAAUCGCACCGCACCGACUUCUAUCGCGACCUGUCGCAGGCCAAACCGUCCGACUUUAUCGGCACCUGCGCCAGCCCGAUGGACUCGAAGCGGCGGGCGGAAAGCUGGAAGCGCAACCGGCGAGCGCUGGCGUACAGUACGGUCGGCACGCCGGACUACAUCGCGCCGGAGGUGUUCCUGCAGACGGGGUACGGGCCGGCGUGCGACUGGUGGUCGCUCGGCGUGAUCAUGUACGAGAUGCUGAUGGGCUAUCCGCCGUUCUGCUCGGACAACCCGCAGGACACGUACCGGAAGGUGAUGAACUGGCGGGAGACGCUCAUCUUCCCGCCGGAAACGCCCAUCUCGGAGGAGGCCCGGGAUACGAUAGUGAAAUUUUGCUGCGAAGCUGAACGACGACUCGGCUCACAGCGUGGAAUUGAGGAUCUGAAGCUAGUGCAAUUCUUCCGCGGCGUCGACUGGGAGCACAUACGAGAGCGUCCGGCGGCCAUCCCGGUGGAGGUGCGCUCGAUCGACGAUACAUCGAACUUUGACGAAUUCCCCGACGUAGCACUAGAGAUACCCGCCCAUCCACAACCGGAAGGGGAAGUGCUCAAGGAUUGGGUGUUUAUCAACUACACCUUCAGACGGUUCGAAAGCCUUACCCAGCGCGGAACGCCGACGAAAAAGUGAGCUGUGAAAUAAGCAAAACGAGAUCCGGUAGCGCGGAUCUAAUGCCCAAAAAAAACCACAGAUGCUGCUAUUAACGCUCCAGCGCUUCGAGACAUUAAAGAGCGAAUAGGAAAAAAAACGGUUCACUAGGAUAUAGAAUGUGAGCGGUGGGAAGAUGAUUUCAGGCCUUUUCGGGUUAUCGUAUGUACCCCACCCCUUUACAGCCCCCCCACUCUAGCAGACUCACACUUUAGUGUCGCAUUCAACUGGGUGGUACUACUAAAACGGUUCGUGUAUGGGGUGUGUGAAGAAAUUGUGUUGUUUUCGCGCAUUUUUAAGGUUCACUGUGGCGCUGGAUCGUGCGCGGCGCGAACGAGGCACACGCGCUCGUAGUUGGUUUCUGAUAAUAACACACAAGUGCAACCAAAUCGUAUCAAACAUGCUUGCCGUGGAAAGGAGGAGGAUAGACACACACACACACACACACAUACUCUAUUAUGCAGGGAGAGGACGUCAUAGUAAUUGAACGAAAGGGAUCAGAAAAAUCGAUCGUAGCUAACCACAAAAUCGUAACGAAAGUGUGAUGCGCCUGAAAUGAUGAGAGUUUAGCGCUCUUUGGAGAGUUGCCUAUAAAAUAUCAUCCCCUCUGCCCCUUUUACUAUCCACAAGUAACACGUAAAACGAGAACCCAAAUUACAGGGUUUUCCAGGGGUUCUUAUAGCUGUGGGACACUUCCUUGACUCUUUCUGAUAGGAAGUGAACUACAAAUGAUGAAAAUUGGACUUUUGGGCAUGUUGCUUGAAAAUUCCUAUUGGAUUUGUCCUACAAGUGUGCUAUAGAGUCCAAUUCCCAUUACAUUAAGUUCACUUCACGGCAGAAAGAGUCAAUAAAAUGUCCCACAGCUAUGAGAAAUCCUGAAAACCCCCUGUAAUGUUUGAGAGUGUCGAUGCAGAACUCUAUAGAUGGCUGAACUAUAAUAAUUCCCUCUCCCUACACACACACCCUACUGUACUGUUUUCCUACUAAGUUAGCGUGUUUUUUUUUCUUGUACUAAAUUUGUAGCUGCUUGUUUUCGUUUUUCUUUCGUUUAGCGUUUAUUCGUUCUUCCUCACGUACCAAGUACUAGCCGUUAAAGCCGUUUUGUUCGUUUUAAGUAUAAUCUAAAUAGAUGUGUUUUUUCUCUCUCUCCUUCGUGUUUAAGAUGAGAUUCGCUGGCGGUGAUCGCGGUAAGGAUAGGGCGUACUUGUAUUUAAAGAAGCAAGAGGAGGUGAGAACACGCAUCUUUCUUUUUGCGAUUUAUUUUCCUCCCCCUGACUUGUCCCGGGGCUCGCGGACCGUCCACAGCAAAAGGCGAACGUUAGAGAAAGGUAAUGAUGGCGUACGGAGAAUGAGCAUUUGUUUGAGGAACUGUUUCGGAGGAAGAAAUUUAUGCUUUUUAGAUCUUUCUUCUCCUUCUGUUAAGUUAUUAAAGUAAAAUGGUUUGCUUUAGGAGAAGGACGACUCGAGGAAAAAAGGAAAAGAAAAAUUGAUCUGUAUGUGGCGGAGAAAGCGAAAGAGUGUCGAUGAAACACACGGGGCAGCCUCUAAUGGAAUAAUCGAAAGGGAAAUCGAAAUCAAAAUGGAAAGGAUGAACAGAUAGAAUCCGCCGCGUACUGUACUUGCCCAUCUUCUUCCACACACUCAAAUGAGCCUGAGCGGUGCAACAGACACGAGACAAACUCAGCAAAACAAAAAACAAAAAAACUCCGUUCAACUCGUACGGCUCGUCUUUCUCAUGGUAGUAGCGUUUUAAGCAUCCUUUCUGUGCAUCCUUUUGAUUUUAAUAACGGAAAUCGGUGGUGACUACUGCGCGUGGCGGGCAAGCGAAAGAGUGAUGAUCGCGGCACGGCAUAAGCAUAAGGCAUGAUGAUUGGAGCCCAUAGUAUUAAAAUAGAAUAUUGUAAUGUACGACGACGGUGAUGAAGGAUGAUGCUGAUGAUGUAUUGUAUUGUAUUGCAUUGUUUUCUUUUUAAUUAUAAUUAUUUUUCGUUCGUAAGUAAUUGCAAAGCACUCAUAAAGAAAGCUACGUACACACACAGACAGACCUUUCAUUAGGGCAAGAAGUCCUUCAAAACAAAAUCCUUCCUCAAAAACCUCGAAGAGGGUGAGGACUUGGCGGGUGGCGCUGAAUUGUGCGGUACAUGGAAUGAUAAUAAAAUGACAUAAUGUUGUCUCGUAA
Messenger RNA from Anopheles coluzzii, 4199 nucleotides. RefSeq names its product serine/threonine-protein kinase tricornered (gene trc). The record is from RefSeq and is a predicted model, not a curated record. The transcript is spliced from 5 exons. Gene Ontology annotation, molecular function: protein serine/threonine kinase activity; ATP binding. Gene Ontology annotation, biological process: intracellular signal transduction; peptidyl-serine phosphorylation. Bases 626 to 2002 code for a protein of 458 amino acids. NCBI's taxonomy places the organism in Eukaryota, Metazoa, Arthropoda, Insecta, Diptera, Culicidae.